Molecule: messenger RNA, 617 nt
Organism: Rhodofomes roseus
Lineage: Eukaryota; Fungi; Basidiomycota; Agaricomycetes; Polyporales; Fomitopsidaceae
Exons: 3
Source: RefSeq, a predicted model, not a curated record
GCGCUGGGUAUCCGUGCUGCCCUAAGUUGAGCUCCGUACCACGGCCCUGGGCCGCCCGCCCAUUUCUCUCACCCCCAGCCGAUGCCUCAACACCCCGAGAGGCAGCUCGUCCCCCAGUGGGCUCCCGAGCUCGUCGUCCUCUCCUACGCCAUCUCCUGGCUCGGCGCGUACACGAGCACCCAAAUUGUCAUCCAUGCCAAGUAUACCCGCAAUUCUCUGGCAAAAUGGCUCUGGACACUGCUGGCGAGCCUUGCGUUUGGGUUCUGCGCAAUCUGGUCGAUGCAUUUUGUGGGGAUGCUCGCCUGUGGGCUAGACAUCGAGAUUGGAUUCGACCCCUCCCUAACGGCUCUCUCUGCAGUCGUCGCAGUCGUAUUCACCUUCGCGGCCCUGUCCAGCGGAUACGUUACGAAUGUCAUCGAGAAGUCACGGUUCGCCCAUGCAGUUGUAACCUUUUUCCGAACACUACGCCGAUGGAUAUUCUCAUGUUGCCCGAAGUGGGACAUAGAGGCUGGCUACGAACAGCUCAGUGCUGAGGAGGACGAGCAGCACCCGCGCGCGUCGCAGGAGGCCGCAUCGCAGCAAGAAGAGGAGGACAACAAUGACCCCGAGAUGGACUU